CUAGGACUCCGGUACCAGUCACCCACCCUUCCCUUUCUGCGCUGGUGCCCGAAACUUUCCAAGAAAUUGCAAUCAUUGGCUUUCCCCCCCUUCUCAAAUCCCACGCAAACUUUUUCUGCCUUUGUGGUUGUUGUUGUUGUCACUUUGUACUAAUGUCGCGUAGGUUUCUCUCUAUUGGAAGAACAGCCGCGAUUGUUGUGGUUGAACCAUGAUUAUGUAAAUAAAACAGCCCAAAUGGCAUGAUGCCACCCAAGGAAACAUCAAAACAAAAGAAGAGGUAAAUAAACAAUAAUACGCGUAGCCUAGGUAGCGGUAGGAGAGACACUCCGUGGCAAGAAGAGCAAAGACCAUCAAUGGGGGAGGGAGCAGAUGUCAUGCCGACAAGAUUACGAGUCGUAUUUUCUCGAGUGGUUGGUUGGUUGGCCCACCAGCAUCGCACAGUCCUCAUCAACUGUGUACUCAAACCCCUCAAUGUUUUCUUCUUUUCCCCCCAGAACACGCAUCCCUUCCCCUCCUCUCAUCAUUCAAUUCAUGAAUGGAAAAGAAGAAAUGUGAAGAACACUAAAGAAGAGGGGAGGGAGGAUACUACGAUGGACCUCAAAAAGACGGUGACUGACUGUCUCCAUUCUUCGCCGUUCCCACCGAGUGGUUUAUUGAAGCCUGUCACCGGUCAAGUGACACAAGCGGUGACCAAUCCAUCUCUAGACCCCUUUUUUGGCAUCUGUAUGGCCUGUCAUCAAAACCGGAUCUUAACGAGUGUACGGAGUAAACAUAGGUCGUAGGUGCGGUGUAGCUGAUCAUACGCGUCUCGGCUCCAGACAUGACCAACUUCAAGACAUGGCUUCUCCGUCCAUGACCCAUCACCCGCCACCGUGACAGGAAUGGAAUCCCCCAAUCUUCCUAUCAAGCAGGACACCCUACUCCGUGCAUAACAGUACUACUGUGUAUGGAAAAAGAUCACGCCCAUGGAGCCACUAUCUAUGCUGCUUUGAGUAUGUAGUGGUUUGGAGCAAUACCAAUUCAGAGUUUGGCGAUUAAGCCCGCCUACUAAUGCCCUCUGUGAGGGUUGAUGAUCCCCCCCCCGUCAUCAAAGUAUCCAGCGAUGACAUCUUAUCAUAAGAUCGGCUAUGAUCACCCCACAUUGCAAGGGUAGAACGGAAAAGCCUGGUAAAUGAGUCUAUAUGCGGCUUCCUAGUCUCAAGAAUUGGUGCAUCCAGUGGCGAACUCAACUCUUUGCAUGCAAAAGAGAAGGGGAAAAAAAGAAAUAUGGAAAAUGGUAACUGUGGUAACAACUGUCCUACACAAGCAAUGGGUAUGUUGCGUACUUAAUGUGCCCCGUACUUUCCACAGGGCACCGUCUGUGUCCUGGAUCUGAUCUCGCAGAUG
This is a messenger RNA of Aspergillus welwitschiae, 1386 nucleotides long. RefSeq lists its product as uncharacterized. The transcript has a single exon. NCBI's taxonomy places the organism in Eukaryota, Fungi, Ascomycota, Eurotiomycetes, Eurotiales, Aspergillaceae. The record is from RefSeq and is a predicted model, not a curated record. The coding region runs from base 354 to 782 and encodes 142 amino acids.